AUGCAACAGCUUGACUUGAAAACAUGGUCUGCGAUGCCAUCCCUCGGGGGAACGGACAGCCGUAUGGGCACUUUUCGGCAAUCCCGUGUCACCGAAGAAGAUGAACACCAUAGACUGGAUGCUGUACUCUCGCUGCUCUUCCCUUCUGCGGUUAGCGUGCAACAUUCGCAUCCUAUUCUAGGUCAUGUUCACACGUUACGGCUCCUGGCACUGUCAAACGGGGCUCGUUUGUUGCUAAAAGGCUCCCCAUCAUCAAGAACGGCUCUUCUCCGACGUGAAAGAUCAUUUCUCGAAACCGAGGCCCAAUUCCUUGCCCUGCUUGGUCAGAGUGGAAACCCUUGUAUCCCCCAGCUCUACCAUUAUGACCCCCACGGCAGAGUGUGGGGAUCUCCAUAUAUGAUUCGACAGUAUAUGAAAGGCAGGACUUUGCUCGAGAUGGAGAGCGAGCUCACUCCCGAGAAACGGGAUGAUGUUGACCGCCACUUGGGUUUCUUGUCGAGCACGAUCGGUCAAAAUGCUGCACCCGGGUUUGGGUCUCUGCAGCAAGUGGCAUACGGGGCUGGAAGGCCCUCCUGGAGAGAGGCCUUUUGUACCCUCUUCGAAGGCAUCCUUCGCGAUGCCGAGGACACGUUUAUUCAUCUUCCCUAUGUAGAGAUUCGGAACGAACUAAGUCGCCUGGCACCUGCUCUCGAAUUUGUCACCUUACCACGUUUGGUGGUCGUCGACUUCGGUCAGCCCUCCCAUGUAUUGUUGAACGAGGAGUCUGAGCAGGUAUCUGGAAUUGUGGGCUUUAGCAGUGCCCUCUGGGGUGACGUGUUGAUGGCAGAGAUCUUUGCAAACCCAUCACCGGCGGUUUUGCAAGGGGCAGGAAUGUCACCGUUUCGAACAAGGGAGGAAAAAGUCCGGCUGGUCCUGUAUGCAUGUUAUCGGCUGGUCUCCCAGAUCACUCUCCAAUUUCAUCGAAGCCGAGAUGAGACGAGCGAAUUCGACGCGCGGAGACGAUUGACAACCACCAUUGCGGAGAUGGCGAGACUUGAAUAG
This is a messenger RNA of Penicillium arizonense, 1041 nucleotides long. Its product is annotated as phosphotransferase family protein. Lineage: Eukaryota; Fungi; Ascomycota; Eurotiomycetes; Eurotiales; Aspergillaceae. Bases 1 to 1041 code for a protein of 346 amino acids. The record is from RefSeq and is a predicted model, not a curated record. The transcript has 2 exons.